Molecule: messenger RNA, 2508 nt
Organism: Metarhizium brunneum ARSEF 3297
Lineage: Eukaryota; Fungi; Ascomycota; Sordariomycetes; Hypocreales; Clavicipitaceae
Source: RefSeq, a predicted model, not a curated record
AUGAUCCGGCAGCGCCACAUCAUCGAUAUAGAGGCUCAGCUUUGCAGUAAAGAGUUCUUAUCAUCAUGCGAUCAGGCGUUUAAAGACCCGGGCUAUCCCAUCCUAGUUGUACAAACAGGCAACUACUUUACAUUAGAGCAUAAUGGACAAAAGCUUGCGCGUUUAAGCAAAGGACUAUGUCGAACCCUCCACCAGGCCGUCACUGGGCGACAGGCCAGCAUCCGGGCAUUCAUACGAGAAAACUGGGAUGGCGACCAAACCUCAACGAUUCUUCCAAUAGAGAUCAACAUCUACGGCAUCAGAGCGAACUCUGAAGACAUUGGCAGGAUUUUGUCUAAAUCUGGCAUUUUUCUACAAUUACCUCGAUACUCGUUGAAAAGUGUCGAGUACCACAAUCCACACAUACUUCAAAUAGAAGGGUAUGUAGAACAAGAUCGAGUGGAAGCUGUCCUUCCGUCGGCGACCCCAGCAGCCGAUCCCGCAAACCUACGCACUGAGAGUGAAUCUGUCGUCAACGAUUCUACAACCAUGAUAAACCAUAUUCUUGAUUCGCUAUCACACCCCGUUCUUCUACGACAGCUUCCCGCCGAUUGUCGUAUAAGGAGUACCCUUUUACCCCACCAAAGGGAAGCCAUCGACUUUAUUCUCCAGCGAGAGACUAGUUCGCUCCCCUCUGAGAUGAGCUUGUGGAAAUAUAACAACUUGGACGGGGACAAGCCUUUUUAUCAGCACAUCUUUAGCGGAGCAAAGCGUCCACAACAAGAGGAAACUAAGGGGGGCAUUGUUGCUGAUGAAAUGGGACUGGGAAAGUCUCUUGUCAUGCUAUCAACCGUGGCUGGCUCUCUCGGCCGCGCAGAGGACUUCUUUUCCUCUCAAAUCCAAUUGUUCUCAAAUAAAUCGGCAAAGAAAGCUCCUUCCAAGGCAACGCUCAUUGUAGCACCAUCUUCACUCUUGAUUGAUAAUUGGAUUCACGAAAUUCGCAAACACACCUAUUCCGGCGGGCUUACCUUUUACAAGUACCUCGGCCUAGGAAGGCACACAGAAACAGAUUUUCUUCACAAGCGGGCGAUUGUGUUCACCACGUAUGCUACACUGGCGACUGACUUCUGUGGCGGUAAGAAUGCCCUAGCCGAUAUCAACUGGUUUCGAAUUGUUCUAGACGAGGCCCAUAACAUUCGGAAUCGCUCCACGAAGCAAUUCCAAGCUGUUGCUAGUCUUUCGUCACAUCACCAUUGGUGUCUCACCGGCACUCCCAUACAGAACAAACUCGAUGAUCUCGGAGCACUGGUCUCAUUCGUCCAGGUUCCGAUCCUAAAAAACCCUGCUUCGUUUCAGAAAUUCAUCAUCAAUCCAAUCGUAUCCGGUUCGGGAACCCGCUAUGAAAACCUCCGAGUACUACUCCGCAGUAUAUGUAUUCGAAGAACAAGGGAGCUGCUAAACCUGCCAGACCCGGUUUCGGAAAUUAGAAGAGUCAAAUUCACAGCCGCAGAGUAUUCGGAGUACAAUAAGAUACUUUUACAGUGCAGAACUGACCUCGACAUGAUGGUCAGUGGUCGCUUAAAGGGCGCUUCAAACAAGUUCCUGCUUGAUACCCUCAUGAAACUACGGUUAUACUGCAACAACGGCAGCACGAACCCUAUUCUGCAAUCGGGAUCGACUGGGCUUCCGGCGGAUCCCGAUGAAGCACUAACCUAUCUGCAACAGCAAGAAGAGAAUGUGUGUUCGUAUUGUAAUGGAAUCAUCUUCUACAUCAGUGAGACUGCGGAAACGGACGGCGGCAGAUUCAUAUCCUCCUGCUGCCAUUUGGUCUGCGGUAACUGCGAGCCUGGCCAUCGUGCUAGCAAAGAGCGCUGUCCAGCUUGCGCCUCUGAAGGAGGAAACAAACUGACUCUUCUAAACACUUCAUCAUCAACCGGAAGACAGAUACAGUCCCAUGCCGGACCCGAGAACAAUAGUUUCGAUCGGCCUGAAAGCUAUCCGUCCAAGUUGCGGGAACUCUUGUCUGACAUCCGCAGAUUUUCUACGGAAAAGAGCAUCGUCUUUUCAUGCUGGAAGAAGACGCUCAGCCUUGUCAGCCAACUUCUCCAUACUCACGGGAUAAAAUACAACAUGAUAUACGGUUCCCUCUCCUUGAAUAAACGCAUCGAAGUACUGAAUGACUUUCGAUCCCCUAGCGGAGCAAAUAUUCUGCUAAUGACUCUCGGGACUGGGGCAGUUGGGUUAAACUUGGCGGUAGCAUCACGCAUUUAUUUGUUAGAGCCACAGUGGAACCCAUAUAUUGAAUCUCAGGCAAUUGGCAGAGCGCUUCGGCUCGGCCAGACGGCACGCGUCACCAUCGUGCGAUACGUGGUGAUUGACACGAUUGAAGAGAGUAACAUUUUGGGUCGUCAGAGAAAGAAGCUUCAGCUAGUGGAUGGGGGAUUCGGCAAAGACAAGGACAUGGUAUCUGAGCGCCUUCGGCCACUGCUGAACAUGGUCGAAACUCAUCGUGGCGAUCAGGUGAACUGA